GCUAAUCAGAGGGAAAUGCAAGUGCCGGGCACUGAUGAUCAGUGCCCUGAUGAUCGGUGCCCAGCAGUGCCACCCGCAAGUUCCGCCCACCUGUGCCCAGCAGUGCGCCCACUAGCUCCGCCCACCUGUGCCCAGCAGAUCACCCACCUGUGCCCAGCAGUGCACCCACCUGUGCCACUCUGCAAUGUCACACACCUGUGCCCAGAAGUGCCACCUACCUGUGCCCAGCAGUGCCACCCACCUGUGCCCACCAGUGCCACCCACCUGUGCCCACCAGUGCCACCCACCUGUGCCCCACCCACCAGUGCCGCCCACCAGUGCCACCCACCAGUGCAGCCCAGCAGUGCUGCCAGUCAGUGCCACCAGUUAGUGCCCAGCGGUUGUGCCAGUCAGUGCCACCAGUCAGUGCCCAGCAGUGAUGCCAGUCAGUGCCGUCUAUCAGUACCCAUCAUCAGUGUCACCUAUCAGUGCCGCCUAUCAGUGCUGCAUAUUAGUGCCGCCUAUCCGUGA
Staurois parvus is the source of this 510-nucleotide messenger RNA. Lineage: Eukaryota; Metazoa; Chordata; Amphibia; Anura; Ranidae. The record is from the annotation of a GenBank genome assembly.